CUUCCCGCCCCGCAGUAAGGCUCACGUUGGUGCGUGCUCCAGCCUGGGCGGCUUGGGAAGCUCCGAGCGCCCGUAGUUCAGCCUGCGGUUAACAGGUGUCUGAAGCGUUUUGGAACAGAGACCAGUCAGCUCCCGCAAGCCUUAAGGUAGGAUUGGGUAUUCCCCUGAAAAGACCACAAGUUUGAUCUCAAAUCAUGCCCAUCUAGGAUCUUGAGAAUUAGAAAGAAGCAAGGACCAUUAGGCUCUUGGGAUCUUCAGAAUUUGCAAGGGGGCAACUUCUAUGAAGACUAUGAAGUGCUUAGAUUCCAUGGCAGUAAGCAGAAUAGAAGUCAGCUUCGGAGGUAGCUGUUGCUGGUUACGUACAAGGCCAAUUUGAGAUACACGCAAAAACAGAUAUGCCUUUGUGGCCCCAGUGAUGGUGCAAGCCAUGAAGUUGUGUUGCAGAUGUGAUGUGUGUUCAGUUUUGCUUUUACAGUGACUCAUUUUGAAAGAUACAUAUUUAUUGAGAUGCAAGAUGUCUGCCCUGAGGCUGACUUCUAAUAGAACUUCCCAGCAGGCCUCGUCUAACUCUGAUUACACCUGGGACUACGAGUACUAUGAGUACGGACCAGUGUCAUUUGAAGGCCUGAAGGCUCAUAAAUAUUCCAUUGUGAUUGGAUUUUGGGUUGGUCUUGCAGUUUUUGUCAUCUUCAUGUUUUUUGUCCUGACCCUGCUGACGAAGACAGGAGCACCUCAUCAAGACAAUGCAGAGCCUUCUGAAAAAAGAUUUCGCAUGAAUAGCUUUGUGGCAGAUUUUGGAAGACCUCUGGAGUCUGAGAGGGUCUUUUCUCGUCAAAUGGCUGAAGAAUCCCAGUCACUUUUCCAUUUCUGUAUUAAUGAAGUGGAACAUACGAACAAAGCAAAAGAGAGUCAGAAAGGUCCAGGUCUGGAGAGUAAUAUCCACUUCCAGGAGGUUCCCAGAAGCAGUGGAGUGUUCGAGGAAGACCUACAUUGUCUUCCAAAAUUUAACAUUCCUAACUUUGUGAACACUGAGCAGAACUCUUCAUUAGGUGAGGAUGAUCUCCUCAUCUCAGAGCCACCAAUCAUUUUAGAAAGCAAACUGGUCAUGCAAUCUUCCCAUCGGAUCCUUGACUGAAAAAAUCUUUUAUGUUAAGGUAAAAGAUUGUCCAGUUUGGACCCUUUCUUGGCCUUCUGCUAUUCUGACAGAAGGUAUUUCAGACCUGUGCUUUUUAUUGUAUGUAAGACUGGCUGUGCUACUAGAACUCAGUUUAAACAAGAAGUAAAACACUAAAUGCUUUAUUAUGAUGUUUUCUGUGGUCUAAACUUUUUGCCCAGCCAGCGUUAUUUUUGCUUCGUGAUUUUUUUUUUUGUUUCUUGUUUUGUUCUUUGAUUUUAAAGGACUGCUUAUGACCAGCUUCUGAAGGAUCCCGUAACAAUUUAUGAGGACUGUGAGGGCUGGAGCCUGGUACUGGGAAGUGUGUGAAAAUUCCUUGGCCAAGAAAAGUGUAAAUCUCAAAGUGAGACUGAAGUAAGGAAUAAACAGGCAGCCUCUGGGGAGGUUCUGUAGCUUCUGCUACUUCCAGUAACGAUGCCUGAAACUAAGCAGCACAAUAAAUAUCUGCUUGGGAUUAGCUUCAGUUUCUGAUUCCUAACUGUUUUUGGUGUAGGUUAAAGCCAAUUUACAAAGCUUCCAGAGGGAAUACCUUGGAAAUUAAAUUGUUUGGCUACAGUGUUUACAAAAUGCCAUCACCACAUGCUGCUGACUAAAAGCAAAUUGGUGCCUGUACUUACAGUACUUCAGAGUGACAUUCCAACAGCUGCCCAGUGAUGAUGAGGAAUUAGUAUUCUACACACAAACACAGACCGUGAUUUGACUCUUUUUUUUUUUGGUUGUUUUAAUUGCUGAUGUGAACUUCCAGUUCAGCAAGUGUAGGAUUCAGUAGCUAAAUCACAGGAAAUAA
Manacus vitellinus (golden-collared manakin) is the source of this 1961-nucleotide messenger RNA. It is a transcript of the gene MRAP2, whose product is annotated as melanocortin 2 receptor accessory protein 2. Bases 515 to 1135 code for a protein of 206 amino acids. Gene Ontology annotation, cellular component: plasma membrane; endoplasmic reticulum. The transcript has 7 exons. Gene Ontology annotation, biological process: protein localization to plasma membrane; regulation of adenylate cyclase-activating G protein-coupled receptor signaling pathway. NCBI's taxonomy places the organism in Eukaryota, Metazoa, Chordata, Aves, Passeriformes, Pipridae. Gene Ontology annotation, molecular function: signaling receptor regulator activity; type 4 melanocortin receptor binding; type 3 melanocortin receptor binding. The record is from RefSeq and is a predicted model, not a curated record.